This is a messenger RNA of Ciona intestinalis (vase tunicate), 1315 nucleotides long. Its product is annotated as N(G),N(G)-dimethylarginine dimethylaminohydrolase 1-like. NCBI's taxonomy places the organism in Eukaryota, Metazoa, Chordata, Ascidiacea, Phlebobranchia, Cionidae. The record is from RefSeq and is a predicted model, not a curated record. Gene Ontology annotation, molecular function: amino acid binding; dimethylargininase activity. Gene Ontology annotation, biological process: arginine metabolic process; positive regulation of nitric oxide biosynthetic process.
ACACAGUUCACUGCGUCAAGUUAGGUUCAGUUAGCUUUGACAUAGGCCAAAAUGAAUGUCCUUGGUGAUAAUUUCGCUAUAAAGACAGUGAUCAUGCGUGGUAUUGCAUCAACGUUAGCGGGUGACGCAUUGCGCAUGAAUGACGUCGAGCCUGUCGACAUGAAGAAAGCAAUGGAGCAACAUGAAACUUAUUACAAGAUUUUCAAGAAUCAAUUACAACUUAACGUCAUAGUGCUGGAUGCUGACGACUCACUACCUGAUUGUGUUUUCGUGGAAGACCCAGCAGUUGUGAUUGGACAAAUUGCUUUAGUCACCACACCAGGUCACCCAAGCCGACGAAAAGAAUGUGACGCCAUCUUGAAAACGCUACAGUCGUUCAAGGAUAUUGACAUUAAAAUAAUGAAACAUAUUGACCCUGCAGCGAAUCUGGAUGGUGGAGACGUGUUAUUCACAGGAGACGAAAUAUUUGUCGGUUUGAGUAAAAGAACAAAUGAAGCUGGUAUCAAAGUUUUGGAAGUAGCUUUCCCCGACUUCUCAGUGAUUAGCAUAUCUAUCCAAGGCAGCCUCCACUUAAAAAGUGUUUGCACACUUGGCGGACGAAGAAAAAUACUCAUUGGAUCAGAUGAAACAUCAACUGACGUGAAAACUCAAAUUGAGAAGAAAUCUUCGGUAAAGUACGAGUUCCUUGAAGUAAAAGACAUACCAUGCUCUGCAAACUCGGUGUACUUGGAAAUAGACGGAAAACCAACUUUAAUUCAUCCAAGCACCACGAAAUACCCACUCACUGGACAGGUGUACAAAGAUCUACAAAACAUCCGAAAAAUCGAGUGCGACCUCAGCGAGUUGUCAAAAGUAGAUGGCUGCUUAACAUGCUCGAGCCUAUUGUUGACAGUUUAAUUGACAGUUUAAUGUCUGAACAAAAACUGAACAAAAUAUGUUUAUAAAAAUUGAAAAUACAGAUAACAAAAACGAUUUUCAAGCAAAAUAAUAUAGUAGGGUGGGGAAGAUGGGACACUUUUUUAGACGAGACUCUUUUUAAUUUUCUUUUUACGCACCCCCCUUUAAUGAUAAUCAGGAAAAUAAGGUUACAGAAUUAUUUAACAGUAUUAUCACGAUCUUAUAAAACGCCCGUCAAAGCUGAUUACUGUUUUUAAAUAGUAAAAAAAAUAUGUAAAAUAGAAACAGUAGUUUUUCAACAGGUAAAAACUGCGAAAUAGUAAGAUGUUAAUUUUGAAUGUCGCAAAAAUAAUACUAAAGCCGAUUAAAUUUUGUAGUUUACAAGUGUGUAGUUUACAAACAAAUUUUGUAGUUUACA